CUCAAAGAGCGAUCGCUUGCAUUACUUCCUGGAUCGGAUGAGAAAGCAGCGAAAGCAGCACUUUCAUCUGUUUAUGCUGCGUUUAUGCUUUCGCAUUUCGACUAACAGGACUAAUGGCGUUUCGGAAAGCAGUGAAAGGGACCCUGAUAGGGGGCGGAGCCUUAGCUACAGCCUUCGGCCUAUCACAAUUCAUUGAAUACAGGAGGAAUCAGCCUCACCGGGCUCGGCUGGCGUACGUGGAGGCGGAAGGGCAGCUGAAGAUGGCGUUUGAGGACAGACUUCCAACGCGUGAGGAACAGCUGGCCGCGCUGCAGAACACGCAAGAAUUCGAUGUUCUGGUGGUGGGGGGCGGAGCUACGGGAUCGGGAUGCGCUUUAGACGCCGUCACGCGCAAUCUGAAGACGGCCCUGGUGGAGAGGAGCGAUUUCUCCUCCGGCACCAGCAGCAGGAGCACCAAGCUGAUCCACGGAGGAGUGCGCUAUCUGCAGAAGGCCAUCAUGAGGCUGGAUUAUGAACAGUACAUGAUGGUGAAGGAAGCUCUACAUGAGCGUGCGAACCUUCUGGAAAUCGCUCCUCACCUGUCCGCUCCGUUACCCAUCAUGCUCCCUGUUUACAAGUGGUGGCAGCUGCCGUAUUACUGGGCCGGGAUAAAGAUGUACGACCUGGUGGCUGGGUCUCACUGCCUGAAGAGCAGCUACGUCCUGAGCAAGAGCAAAGCCCUGGAGCUCUUCCCCAUGCUGAAGAAGGACAAGCUGGUCGGAGCCAUCGUCUACUACGACGGUCAGCACAACGAUUCCCGCAUGAAUUUAGCCAUCGCUCUGACGGCGGCUCGCUACGGUGCCACUAUCGCUAACUACACGGAGGUGAUGCAGCUGCUGAAGGCUACAGACCCGCUGACGGGUAAAGAGAAAGUGUGUGGAGCUCGCUGUCGAGACGUGAUCACGGGCCGCGAGUUUAACGUUCGUGCCAAGUGCGUCAUCAACGCCACGGGGCCCUUCACCGACUCGCUGCGUAAAAUGGACAACGAGAAGACGGCCAACAUCUGCCAGCCGAGCGCCGGAGUGCACAUCGUCAUCCCCGGAUACUACAGCCCUGACAACAUGGGGCUGUUGGAUCCCGCCACCAGGGACGGGCGCGUCAUCUUCUUCCUGCCCUGGGAAAAAAUGACUAUCGCCGGGACGACGGACACGCCCACCGACGUGACGGCACACCCCAUCCCCAUGGAGGAGGACAUCAACUUCAUCCUGAGCGAGGUUCGGCAUUACCUCAGCCCCGACGUGGACGUGAGGAGAGGAGACGUCCUGGCAGCCUGGAGCGGCAUCCGUCCACUGGUCACUGACCCCAACUCUAAAGACACCCAGUCCAUCUGCCGCAACCACGUCGUCAACAUCAGCGAGAGCGGCCUGGUCACCAUCGCCGGUGGUAAGUGGACAACGUAUCGCUCGAUGGCCGAGGAGACCCUGGACGCUGCCAUAAAAGAGCACAAGCUUCACGCCAGCCCGAGCAGAACCGUGGGUCUGAUGCUGGAUGGAGGGAAGGACUGGACCCCGACCCUCUACAUCAGACUGGUCCAGGACUACGGUCUGGAGAACGAGGUCGCCCAGCACCUCGCAGCCACCUACGGAGGGAGGGCCUUCGAAGUCGCCAGGAUGGCACAGGUCACUGGGAAGAGAUGGCCUAUAGUGGGAAAACGGCUCGUGUCUGAAUUCCCUUACAUCGAGAGUGAGGUGAUAUACUGUAUUAAAGAGUACGCCUGCACAGCCAUUGACAUGAUCGCCCGGAGGACACGUCUGGGUUUCCUGAACGUCCAGGCCGCUGAUGAAGCUCUUCCACGCAUCGUCGAGAUCAUGGCCAAGGAACUGAAGUGGAACGAGGAGAAGAAGAAUGAGGAACUGAAAGCAGCUAAACAGUUUCUGUACCAGGAGAUGGGCUACAGAGCUCGCGCUGAACAGCUCACCAAGACCUCUGAGAUCUCACUCACACCAGAGCAAGUGGCCAGAUAUAAGAAGCGUUUCUACAAAUUUGACAAAGAGAGCAAAGGCUUCAUUACCACUUUAGAUGUGCAGCAGGUUCUUGAGAAACUGAGCGUUCAGAUCGACGAGAACUCCCUCCACGAGAUCCUCAACGAGGUCGACCUGAACAAAAACGGUCAGGUGGAACUGGACGAGUUUCUGCAGCUCAUGAGCGCCGUUCAGAGGGGACAAAUCUCCGACAGCCGAUUGGCCAUCCUGAUGAAGACGGCGGAGGAAGGCUUGGACUCCAGAGGACCCGUUUCUGUGGACCGCAGCGGUGGAGGAGUGUGAAGCUCGACAUUUUCUACCAGAGCCACAGGUCUGAACAGGUGUCUACGGAAUAUCAAAGACCGGGGCAUUUAUUUAAAGUUUUUUUUUCCAUUAAAAUUAAUUCUUUUUUUUUUUUUUACUUGACAAAAAAUCGAUCAGAAAUAAAAUGUUAGUCUGCAUCAGUUAUAAAACCAAACCAAACAGUCGUAACUCCUAGCACGGCCGACUGCAUCGCUCGGUGCUUGGACCCCUUAAUCGCUUCUGAUUUUAUACCGUAUAGAAGUGAUCAAUAUCUCUUCAGUGCGACCACGGACGCUGUACUUGAACUUGCCUGCUAUCUCUCCAUCCAAACUUGACACUAAAACCGUCUGUCAUAUCAACAAAGUACGUUAUAAGAUAUUUGGACUUGCUGUUGAAUUUAUAUCUGGCAUCGUUGAGUAAAUUUUGAGCUGAGAGAAACUGCGGCCGUAUCGACGAGUCCCACCACUGUGUCAUACUGUAGAUAACAAACUGUGGCUUUUUAUAUCUUGUGCAAUAAUAAUGACAUCCUGCUGUGUCGUGUUGCUGUACGGUUGCCCGGUCGCGGACGCAUGCUGUGGCGUUAUUGUCCCUCGCUCGAUAGCAUGACCCGUGUGUGACGAGCGCCGCCCUGAAGUCCACCGGUAUUAUAGUUUUCUUUAGCUGUGCCAUUUGUACUGUUUGUAUAAUGUGAUUGCACAAGGACACGUGCGUUUGCAUGAAUGUGUGUGACGUGCUACGGGCCAAGCUACUGUGAUGCAAUUUUCCUGCACUUCUUCUCCUCUUCUUCAUCUUCAGGUUUGCACUCGCUGCACAAUUGUACACAUGCACUGAUACUCAUUUUCCAGCACUUCAACACUGCCAUUUCACUGGUCUGCUGACUUUUUCUAAAAGAACAGUCGAAAUGUGGAACCAAAAGAGAAGGACGGCACACGAUCUAGUGCUUGGACCCCGUAAUCGCUCCUUGCUUGUAGUAUUCACUUGUGAUUUUUUUUAUUUAAUUUUUUUUUCUAUAUUUUUCACUUGUGAUUUUUUUUAUUUUAUUUUAUUUUUUUAUAUUUUUCACUUGUGAUUUUUUUUAUAUUUUUCACUUGUGAUUUUUUUAUUUUAUUUUUUUAUAUUUUUCACUUGUGAUUUUUUUAUUUUAUUUUUUUAAUAUAUUUUUCAAUUGUUUUUUAUUUUUUAUUUUUUUUAUUUAUUUAAUUAAUUUAUAAUGUAUUUACUUUGCACUUCCUGAUCUUUUUGUGAUCUUGAAUUCAUGUUUUUCGCUUAAAUACGCACAGUGUUUUCGGUCCAGUUUCAUUCAGUCAAAAAGGAAAUCUUUUUUGUAGUCUUGUGGUUCAUUUUAAACUUAUAUAAGUUCAUUAGUUAUUAUUAUUAUUAUUAUUAUUAUUAUUAUUAUUAUUGUUAUCAUAGACAUUACAUACCAUAUGCUACUGCAGCCUUUAUGAUGUAUUAACUUUAAACAUUUAUAAAUAAUACAUUAAAUGUGCCUUGUUUUCUAUCAAUUGAAGACUGAAACAAUUACACAACUGAAUAUUUUACUACUGUCAUUUCUUUCUGUAUAUUAAUACGAUUAUUAUUCAGACUUUUUUGUGCCCUGACGUCUGGACACAGUGUCGUGUCUCACAGAUGUUCCGGCAUCAUCGUGCGAUACAGUUAGGAGUUAAUUGUCUGAUUUGUCGUAUAUCGAAUGUUGUGUCUGGAUGAAAUUUCACUCUGUGUGUGUGUGUGUGUGUGUGUGUGUGUGUGUGUGAGACUGGCAGAUGGAGAUUUGUUUAAGGAAAAAAAAACCCAACUGUACAGUAAAUUACUCUGCAACACCUGAGACAUGGAAUUAUGGAAUUAAUUAUAAUGAAACGUAAUUAAACACAAUUAAACAGA
Messenger RNA from Tachysurus vachellii, 4184 nucleotides. It is a transcript of the gene gpd2, whose product is annotated as glycerol-3-phosphate dehydrogenase 2 (mitochondrial). Gene Ontology annotation, cellular component: glycerol-3-phosphate dehydrogenase (FAD) complex; mitochondrion. The record is from RefSeq and is a predicted model, not a curated record. The transcript is spliced from 18 exons. NCBI's taxonomy places the organism in Eukaryota, Metazoa, Chordata, Actinopteri, Siluriformes, Bagridae. Gene Ontology annotation, molecular function: calcium ion binding; glycerol-3-phosphate dehydrogenase (quinone) activity. Gene Ontology annotation, biological process: glycerol-3-phosphate metabolic process. Bases 114 to 2303 code for a protein of 729 amino acids.